Messenger RNA from Colletotrichum godetiae, 1061 nucleotides. RefSeq lists its product as uncharacterized. The coding region runs from base 141 to 878 and encodes 245 amino acids. The record is from RefSeq and is a predicted model, not a curated record. The transcript is spliced from 2 exons. Lineage: Eukaryota; Fungi; Ascomycota; Sordariomycetes; Glomerellales; Glomerellaceae.
GUGUUCGUGUCGGGAGCUCUCUGUUACCGGUGCUGUUUGAGCCUGGAAAAGUUCAUUUUUGUCCCCUUUUUCAGGAUGAACCGAGUGGCCGUGAACCAGAACUAGACAAUUUGGCAAUUGAUGAGAAAGGCUUCAACGGAAUGUUUGCGGCACUUUUGCUCCGAAUCGAUUUGAUAGAUGACGAUGCCCUAGUCUCUUCCUCGGUGAACCAGUGCCGUCCUAUUACCGAAAACAGCGAAAUCCCGGCUCUUCGGCGACAUGUUGUUGGUCCCCCUGGCGGGGGGUUCGCCGGGUCUCUUUGCAAGGACUUUCUACCUUCCAGAAUGCUCCUGGCCAGCUUUACCUGCGCGUGUCCGUCAAGCCGACCAGCAAAAGACACAAGCCCUGGGCGACGUCACUGCAGAUGGGCACUACUUGGCAGUGCGCUGACACAGCCCGUGCCCCCUAUCAAGUCUGCAGCGCGCAGCAAGCAUGGGGGCCCCAGCGUGGAAUCGUGGAUGGGAGAUGGCAGUUGUACGAAUAGUUUGACACUCCAUAGUAUCGUUCUCAGCGAUAUCAAAUCGUCAUUCUAUUCCGUAGGCGGUAGUCCACCCAUUUCUCUUUGGAUCCGAUCAAUACAUCUACAACCUCUUUUUCGUCCCAGGCUAUCCCGCAGGUCCAUCCAUCUACGAUCCCCCUCAAGACUCAUCUUCGGCGUCUUACCCGCGCCAUCUCACUGCUGCAGAGAGUCUGUGAGACUGGCACGGAUCCCUCCUCGGAAACGACAUGCAGCAGCCGCUAGUUUAGCCUCAUUCUCGCAUUCACUCAUUCGCACUCUCACUGCUCCUCCGCCUUCUCUUCCUCCUCCUGCUUUCCCCCGCUCGGCUUUGGGGCUCUAGUCUCCCGAAGCAAGCAGACGGCUUCCCACGGUGGCUCUCACGUGGGAUCGCGCAGCGCCGCCGCAGCCCGCGGGACCAUAUGACCUCGGACCAUGUUCACCCCUCCUUCGACCCGUCAUGGAGACGAGGAAGUUCAACUGGCGGAGAUACUCUGCGCCAGUUGUCAUCGCCAGCAUGAUCCUC